Mya arenaria is the source of this 10752-nucleotide messenger RNA. RefSeq names its product probable JmjC domain-containing histone demethylation protein 2C. The transcript has 22 exons. The record is from RefSeq and is a predicted model, not a curated record. NCBI's taxonomy places the organism in Eukaryota, Metazoa, Mollusca, Bivalvia, Myida, Myidae. Bases 81 to 8714 code for a protein of 2877 amino acids. Gene Ontology annotation, molecular function: transcription coregulator activity; chromatin DNA binding; histone H3K9 demethylase activity. Gene Ontology annotation, biological process: regulation of transcription by RNA polymerase II. Gene Ontology annotation, cellular component: histone deacetylase complex; chromatin.
UUGUGAGUAGACAUUCCGAAGGAUAAAUUUUCUUUGAAAAGUCUGUUAUUUGGAAUUAUAAUGCAUAUAAUGGAUACGUAAUGUGUGAAAUGGCGUGCCGUUAUCGUGAAGAAUUAGUUGGAAAACGUUUCAUAUCAGUUCGGAGCCCACAAAAAUUGAAAAUCCAGAAAAUCUCCGAGUGGGAAUGGCGGUCCGGUGUUGUGAGGGCUGUUUCGAUCCGAGACACGACCAGUUUAGAGUUAUCAGUUCUGAUUGAGUUUGAUGACAUAGACUGGUCACGCCGUGAGUGGGUUCGUGUGCACGAUAUCUUCCAGCUCUUUCUGGUAGAGCACACGCUGGUCUGGGCAGAGAGGCCCGACCCGGAUAGACCUCGGCAGUCCAUCUCCUGGCCGGGACUGAGUUUCCGUGCUGUAGUGGACAAGGCGGGUCUAGCAGCAUGCAAGAGGAAGCCAGUGGAGUUCUUGGUGGACAGAUUUCUUGGUCUGGUUGAGGAGAAGGAGAUUCAGGUCUUCCAGGAGGGUAAUGAACGUAGUCAUCCAACAGCCGUUUCGCGUACAGCGGUGCAGAACGGUCUAAAGGAGUGGCUCGACUAUCAAGACGGACAGAAGAUCCUGCUUACCACACCCACCGUCCUCGUCGGCUACCGGCUUGAAGUGUACCGCGCAGAGGGCACCACACAGUGGUACACAGCAGUCAUACAGUCCUACAACCACACAUCCAAGACACUGUCGGUGACAGAUGACACUGUCCUGGAAGAACACAAUGAAGACCCAACACUUAUACAGAUGCACUUGAUUGAUGACGGAGUGGUUGACUCAAUUCUGCGCGGUGUUGAAAUCGGCGGAAUUGCGCCAAGGAGACGACCACGUGCUGUAAAAGAAAAGGAAACCCAAAACACAACGAGUCGAGCCAGUGCUAAUAACAGUACGCCACAGACAAGUACACGCAGUAGCGUAUUAAAGAAGCCGCGGUCUUCCCAACAGGCUGUUUCCACAGUGACAUCUACCCCACCCACUGUUGUAACAGCAGUACCCUCACCCCUACCCACAGAACAAAAAGUAUCUGAGAAGGCACGACCUACUUCAAGGAGAAAGCCACGAGUGGUGGAAAUCAGCGGAGUAAAAGCCAAACCUCUUUCCCUGAAUAGACGAGAGUCGCCUUCCCCUGCUGUAGACAACGAUACCGCAACUCUCAGUUUACGAGUCUCCCCACGCAGCACUCCGACCAAGGAAAGGACUCGACCUCACAGGAGUAGGGAGAGAGACAAACUAGCUGCAAAUAGUGGCGUGUUAGAACCUGAUAUAGAGGACACUGGUGGUGGUGGUGGAACUGUAGAUAAAAGUGCAGCAGACAGUCUAAGAAAUAGAAAUCGAUCUCAGCAGAGAAGGGAGGAGAAACUAUCUACACCAUCAGGUACUAGCAAGGCGCAGAGUCGAAUACAGAACGAAUCUCCGCGAGAUGAAAGUGGAUCUCCGCGUAGGAGGUCGUUAAGUAGGACACGUGUUAGUGUGCAAAAAGAAGCAGAAGCUGUGAUCAAAUCUAAUUUAUCAGGGAGUAAGAAAGAUAAACCAGUGGAGGACAAAGUUAGUGCCAAAUCUGAAACCAGUGACACAAAAACUGAGAAACCGGAGCGUGUUAAAAAGGUUGAAAAACCCUCCACCUCCCUCACAGACUCUGCGAACACUAAGUUAAAAUCAGGGAGUGAUAAGAGUGAAACUCAAGACAACAUUAAUGAUCGUGUUGAACAAAAGUUAAAAGAGAUCAAAUCAGCCUAUAAGAAAAAGGAAAAAGAAUCAGGGAUUACUAAAGGUGAACCGAAAGAGAAACGAUCUAGGAAUGUAAAAAGUAAUGGUGAAAAGGAAACUAAAAAGCGUGAGAAAAAGAAAGACAAUGUUGUCACUACUAAAGAAACACAGAACAAUGGUAAGAAAUCUGUAGGUUCUAAAAGUGUGGAUGUUAAAGAAACAGUCAAUGAAUUAGGGGAUAAUAAUAUGCACUUUAUAAAAAAGAAACAAUUAGCAGGGGCAUCUUUAACAGAGACACCUCAAAAUAGUGGUAUUUCCACCCAAAAUUUAGAUUUAAACCAAUCUGUGACUGAUCAACUUGCUCGUGCAGAGAAAUUAACCUCUCUAAAUGGUGACGAUAAAUUAUCUUCCACAUCAAGUUCAUUGUUAUCACCUGUGUCUAAUUCAUCUGAACCAGAAUUAGUGGCAGGUAGUCGAGACUUCAAAAGUAACACAACCUCAGGCGUAAGUUCACAUAGUACAAACUCUUCAAGCGUGUAUUCUCAGGAAGAACGUUCACAGUCACGAAGCAGUGACAGCAGGUGUAGUUCAGGACUCAGUGGGGAUGAAGCCCGUCGACCUGGUUCCAGGGUCGAUGAUUUGAAAAGUGUGAAAAGUAGUCCAGCUUCAAGCCCAUUGAUAGUUGACAAAAGUGAACCAUUGCAAAUAUACCGUGAUCCAGAGUUAAUGAGCAAGAAUCCGGUGAGAAGUAAUGUACCCAGUAUGCAUAAUUCUCACAAGUCUUCAUAUCCUGCAUUACAUCAGCCAGUUCCAACUCAAGCUUCUCGACCAUCAAGUGUAGGCAUGACUUCCACGCCACUUUCCAGUGGUCUGGAGCGCCAGUCACGGACUCCUGUGAUUCCAUCAGUAGCGUACCCAAUGUCAGCCCUUGGAGCGAGCCUACCCCCGGGGGCUUCACUAUCAAGUCUGAUGCCUCCAGGGCUUCACCAGCUGGACCCUGCAACCCUGGCCCUCCACCAGCAGUUUGUACAACAGCAGCACCUGGCUGCCGCCCUAAGCCAGCAGUACAAUAGUGCCCUUUCCAUGUCCUACCCUCCUCGGGGUACGGGCUCGCUCACCAAGGCCCAGCUGGAGCACCUCUGGCAGCAGAAGUACCCGUCUCUGCCCGUACCCCCACCCUGGCUCCUUGCCAAGCAGCAUGAUGAGCUCGUGGGCAGUAUGAGGCUACUUCAUGAACAGGAACAGCUGGAGAGGGAACGCAUGGAACGGGAAAGAAGUAUGCAUGAACGGGAACAGAGGGAGCGGAAGGAACGCGAGCGGAGGGAUCGGGAACGCAUGGAGAAAGAGAGAAUGGACAGAGAGCGCAGAGAACGGGAAAAAAUUGAGGCAGAACGUGCAGCGGAACGGGAAAGAGCUGAACGGGAUAAACAAGAAAAAGAAAGGCUGGAAAGGGAGCGCUUGGAGCGGGAACGGAGUCGUAUCUUAAAGGAAAGUGCCGUAGACCCGCAGUCUGCUGUUGACCAGCACUUUGACAAGUCCCUUCGCCAGGCUAGCCAGCGGAACUGGAAGUCGCUAUCUAACCAAGGACCCCAGUCCGGAAUGCAGGACGGAUACCAGUAUACAUCUAAUACUAACUACCGCCCUAAAUACACGGCUGCUCAGACGGGUAUGUGGCCCCAGCCGUCCAUCACCCUGGGUACGGGGAAGCCCAAGACAGAGCACCCAAGCCCCCACCACCCUGCCCAUCCCUCGCCCCAGCACCUUGCCACGAUACAGGGCGAUAUACAGCCAGAGCAGAAAAUUAAACAGGAGCAGCAGCUGGAGACUGACGGGAAGAUAGCGGAGAUGAUGCGUCGACAAGAGGAGAUGGUCCACCGCAAACACAAGGAACUCAUGUACCAACAGGAAGAGUUCAUCAAGCAACAGCAGCAGCGUUACCACCGCCGUGGGGAUGAGAAACCAGACAUAAAACAUGACGUGAAGCCCUCCGUGUACCCAGGACACAUUCAACCCAAGGUGGAGCCCGGCAAUGUGGCAGGCAUUAAGCAGGAAGUGGGUACGGCAAGCUUCAGCUUGUAUGGCUACCAGCCGGAGAAGUUUUCAUACAUCUCGGCGGAUCAGUUGCAAUCUUAUGAACAUUCAAAACUGGGGAGGUCACAGUCACCAAAGAAAGGGUUAUCAGUGCCACCUCCCUUGAUAAAAGACACAAAACCCCACAGUUCUGUGAUAGUAGAAAACAAGCGUGAGACUGUAAAGUCAUCCAGUCCUCAUGGCGGCCACUAUCCGCCCUCCCACAUGUCUCCUCACCCCCAGCCAAAGCCGGCCCAUACCCCUGAAAGAAGCAUGGACAGGCCUCGCUCCAGCAAUUCCAGCCCUGGGUCCCAUGGCAUGAGCCCAGCCCUGGCCCACCAGCAUAAUCUCAUAAGGGGUGACCCUUCCCGGCAACCCACUUCAAGAUCUCAAAGCCCGCUACGGAUUGCGAGCCCCCAGCAGCUCUCUGCUGCAGUCAUGCAGCCUAUGGACUAUCGCUGUAGCCCAAAUGUGAAUAAAAACCGAGGCAGCCCAGGCUCCAACACGAGCCCACACCAUUCUAGUUCAAAUUCCGCAGCAUUCUCCCCAGCAAUAGCCCAACCCCCAGUGUCAUUACCUCACUCAGUUAGUUACACAUAUGGACUAAUCACACAAGGACUUGUUCCUAAUCCCAUCUAUUCCACUAAUUCCAAGAACCCGGCAGAGUCUCAGAGAACAGUUUCUGUGACGGGCACUGCCCAGGUACCUAGAGCUGCCCAGUCGCCCAGCUUCAGCCCCCAGGGUCAAACAGGGGGCACAAAGAGAAAAGGGCAGAAAGAGGGGGCGACUAGGAAGAGACAGAAGGGUGGGGAUAAUCAGUCACAGUCAAGCAACAACCCUCUCAACUUGACUGUCCCAAAUACCACACCACAGAUAGUCUCUAAUCCCUCGCCCUACACCACAAGUAGUGGAAACACUCCAUCAUCAGCAAUGCAUGUGUCACAAGCUAACCCUGGCACAGCCACAACUGUGACACAAGUGGUCAACCAUAGACUUGGUGGUCUUACAGGGUUCAUGGAUAGUUUUAAAUCAUUUGUUGAGAACACUGUUCAGAAUGCUUUCAUGUCUGACCCUGACCUGGCAAAGAAAGACGGGCAGAUGAAAAAGCCGACUCCAGAGCAAUUAAAAGAACUGGAACAGCAGUUUGUUGCUCAGAAAGGCCAGCCAUACAAACCCAAGUCAAGUCUGGAACGGUCGAGUACUCCUGUCACAGCACAGCAAGCCAACACCAGUCAGGAGGGGGCUGCAAAUCUUCCACAUAACGCCAGUAGUUCCAACCUUUUCUUGGCCGAUACUCGACCGGCAAAUGGACAAGUGGAUACAGAUAGUGACACUCUCAGUGCUCCCAGCCCUCCCCCUCACUUAAAACAAGACGGUAAUAACACAACACAAAACAAACCCGCUGCCAAACACCCUAAUCUGAAGAAAGCCUGGUUACAAAGGCAUUCAGAGGAUGACAAAAAUGUGACCAAACCAGGAAACCCACUCCUGGCCACCCCAAAUUCCAACCCAGUAAUGUCGGACGGAUCUAGUGGUAGUCCGACUGGGGAGGAUAAAGACAAUGUGAAAACUUGCUAUGUGAACUGUUCCUACAUAUCACCAAGUAAGGACGGGGGCUCUAAAUCGCCCAUCAGUUCACUCCAAGGGGCCGUCCCUAACGGUCCAACAGAAGGCAAGGAGACCCCACCAGCUCUACCCCCAGCUCCAACAAAUGAUGGCGAGUCAACGACAUCCGCAUCAGAAGCAGAGACAACACAGAACCCUGACGGUGGACCAAAUGGUCGUAAGCGAGUAAAAAACAAGAAGGAGAAAGCUGUGAACCCAAAGAAAGCUAAGCUGGACCAACCCACAGAGGAAGUCAGCGUCAACAGCACGGCCAUCGGGAAGAAAAAGACAAACCGAAGGAGCAAGGAUGCUGCAAAAAAUAAGGUUACCAAUGACAACAUGUCAGAAGAACAGAUCAAGAAGAUCGUUGAACACUGCAAGGAAACUGUGAAAGAGAAAGAAUCCAAGCCAACAGAAGAGGCGUAUGACAAAAAAUAUGACUUUGAGUCUGGUUCUGAGCAGAAGUCUGACAAUCCUGUAGAUAUGGAAACCAGUCCAGCAGAGGAACCCCAAGAAAAUGAAUCUACCAAAAAGAAUGAGAAAAAAGAACGCAAGAAAAAUAAGGAGAAGAAAGAAAAGAAGACAAAGAAGGAUAAACAGCUGAAAGAAAAGAAAGGGGAGAAAGUUGUGGAUAAGAUGGAAGAGGAUAUUGUAGAAACCAUUGAAAAUGUUUACCAGCCUCCGCCUUCUAUACUGAAGGAAACAGAGAUGAAAGCCCAGCAAGCAACAUUUUCCAAACCAUUGGUGAAGCUGUCAGACGCCGACUUGCGGAAGACAUGUGAACCGUUUCUUCAAGAUGGUUCAUGCAGUGAGGUCACGCCCAAACUGAUGAAGUGUCGCGAGUGCCGCAUGACCCCAACACAGCGAGGGAAAACUGUACCCAACAUCUUCUGCAGAUUCUAUGCAUUUAGAAGGUUGAAAUACAGUCAACGUGGCUUUGUGACCAUCGAUGGUUUUUCUGAGCUCAGCGAUGCAGAGCAGGAUGAUAUUGACCCUUGGAUACCCAAGUCCCCGAUAAUCGAACCAAAAAUUGACGUGGACAUGGCUCGGUUUAUAAUCAAUCGAAUUGGUGACAAUUUCUGCGAGCUUGUACAACAGGAGAGAGACGCCCAGAUCUGCGCAGGAGAUAAUGCUAAGAUUGCGUGGAAGCGAGCGGUCACAGGGGUGCGGGAGAUGUGUGAUGUUUGUGACACGACACUCUUCAACAUGCACUGGGUGUGUCGCAAGUGUGGGUUCGUUGUCUGCCUCGAUUGCUACAAGGUGAAGUCCCAGUCUGGUGAAGAGUCUGACUCCGACUCGGACUCGGAUGUAGGGAGCCAUGGUUCGGGUGGGGGUGAGGAAGAGAAACGCAAGUGGCUCACGUGCAGUGCCAACCGUCAGCCUCACAACGUAGACAAACUCAUGCUCACACAGAUUAUACCCUCAGAUGCUUUAUGGGAAGUUGGCCGACUGGUGCACGAAGUUAGAGACAAGUGGGGUAUGGCAAAAACCUGCCCAUGCAGUCCAAAGGUGAAUGCCAAGAAAAACGGCAUUAAAAACGAGAUCUCUGAAGCCAUCAAACAUUUAUCUCCCAAGAAGAAGCUUGUGAAUGGUGUCAAUAACGAGGAAGAGAAGGGUAAAACAAAGAACGGCAAUAUUAAAAACUCUGUGUACAAUCCAGACAAUACAUCUCCACUUAGUCUACUGGCCGAUGUGGCCUCGAUGGAUUCGGAGAAAACUAGGGACCGAAGUGAAUCCCCUCUCUUGAAUAAAAAGGGGGAUGGAAAGAAUGGGAAGUCGUAUAAUCCUAUCACUGAACCUGUGUCACCAGGCAGUAGUGAGAAAAAGUUACCAUCCAGUUGUUCAACUCUUAGAGAACUCUUAACGAAGACAGCAGGGGGCAAAGUGAAAAAUAAUUCUGAAACCAAUAAGAAAAAGUCCAAAAAUGUGAAUUCUUCAUUAAAUGACAUUAUCAAAAAUGUAGUGGAGAAAAAGACACCAAAAGACUAUGAGAAGGCCGGAGAAAUUCUGGCUGGAACUGAAUGUGAAAAACCAAUGAAAUUGCUUCAUUACACCCCAAAGGUGAGCAGUCACAUGUUAGUUAGAGAAACACCAAUAAUCGUUCACAACCUCACGGAAACCAGUGUGAUCUAUGCGGAUGUGCCCCAUUCCUGGUUGUGUGAUGGCCGUCUAUUGCGUCUUCAUGACUCCCGUCACCGUGGUAACCAGAAGAUCUUCAUGGAACAGUGGCGCCGAGGUCAGCCUGUGCUCGUAUCUGGAGUGGACAAAUACAUCAACCAUGACCUCUGGAAGCCAGCAUUCUACACCAAACACUUUGGGGAGGUAGAAAAUGACCUUAUCAACUGCAGAACAAGCUGCCUGGUGGUUGGACAUCCCAUGAAGCACUUCUGGGAUGGCUUUGGUUGUGUGGAAGAGCGUCUUGUAGACGAGAAUGGUACGCCAAUGUUGUUGAAGCUGAAGGACUGGCCGCCAGGAGACGACUUUAGUGAUGUGUUGCCCCAACAGUUUGCUGACCUCAUGCAGGCCCUCCCGCUCCCUGAGUAUACGCGUAGGGAUGGGAAACUCAACCUGGUUGCCCGCCUUCCAGACUUCCUCGUAAAGCCCGACCUUGGGCCCAAGAUGUACAUUGCUUAUGGUUCCGCCCAGCACCCCCAGGAGGGCACCACAAACCUCCAUCUUGACGUGUCAGAUGCCACCAAUGUCAUGGUGCAUGUCGGCUACCUGGACGAGGAGGAGCGUGGCUUUGUAGAGAAGGAUGCAGAGACCAUCAAGGCCAUGGAGAUGGCCCAGUGUGAUCCCAUCACCAAACGUCGCAUCCGUGAGGUCCGUGAAACGCCGGGCGCUCUCUGGCACAUAUUUGACGCAGUUGAUGCUGACAAAAUUAGGGAUUUUCUGAAUAAGGUGGCUAAGGAGCGAGGAGAGGAAAUCGAACAGCACCAUGACCCGAUACACGACCAAUCCUGGUACCUGGAUGAGGAACUGAGGGAACGUCUAGCCUGCGAGUACGGUGUCCUCGGUUACACCAUCCUCCAGUGCCUAGGGGACGCCAUCUUCAUCCCUGCCGGUGCCCCGCAUCAGGUUCGCAACCUCAACAACUGCAUCAAGGUCGCAGAGGACUUUGUCUCCCCUGAAAACAUUCACCACUGUUUUCAGCUGACUCAAGAAUUCCGAGAUCUCUCCUCGGGUCACUCAAAUCAUGAGGAUAAGCUACAGAUUAAGAAUAUAGUUUACCAUGCUGUGAAAGACUCCUCCGCUGUGCUAAUGGAGGCCGAACCAGAGGAUUAUGAGGACUGAAAGUGAAGAGAAGCCAUUCUGUAGAGAUGGUAUUCCUGAUUGUGCGGACUUAACAUGGAAGUGGCCAAGUUAAAGAGCAAUACACUGUCCUGGACUGGUGUUCUCGAUUUUGACCUUAAUACACACACACAGACUGUGACAUGUGAUACAGUCACAAUGUUCUAUGAAAUUAUCCAGGACUCGUUAAAUGAGAUUGAGAAGUGAGCAGUAAAACUGUGUACUGUGUUAAACCAAUGUUUCCAUCUUUAUAGAGAAAAGGAUAUAAACGUUGAAGUGUUUUACUGCGUAACACCAAUGUUUCUAACUUUUAUAGAGAAAAGGAGAUUACUGUACAAAUGCUGUACUGUGUUAAACCGAUGUGUUUAACUUUAUAGAGAAGAGGAUUAACAUAACAAUAGUUUUACUGUGUUAAACCACUGUUUCCAACUUCACAGAGAAAUGGGGAUUAGCGUACAAGUGUUGUUACUGGCAUAUAAGUGCUUCAAGUUCCUGUACAUUCUGUUAAUGACCAAAACCAAAUAUUGUUAAAACUGGAUUUGACUGUGCAUUGUAGUCCUUGUUUAUGAAGGAAAACCAAUGGCUUUGCCAGACAGGACUGUGCUAUGUUAGCCAACUUUGGGAUUAUUUUAACAUUCCUUGUGAUAACGAUGGUAGAUGUUGUUUGUACUAUGACUCAAGCUUCGUGGAGUUAACCGCUUUCAAAUAACUGGAUUGGUAGCCAUUGUAUUACUAGAUUACGCUGCGAAUGCUGAUAUUUUGUGAUAUAUAAUUGUAAUCGGCUAAUGUGUAACCUCUUAUUAAAGGGAGAGCACUUGGUUGAUUUAUUAUCCUCCCCUUGUUUUUGGGAGCAAAUAUUAUGUAUCAGGGGGAGAUAAUGUUAUGUUGUAAUUUUCCUACUGAUCUCAGUCAUUUUUCAUGUUAUCUUGUACUCAUUCUUAUGUAUCAAGGAUUUUAACAGGUUCCCUUACUAACAGAGUAAGUAAGACACUGAUUGGAAGUUUUCUGCGUUCAAUAUUGCAAUAUUUACGAUAGUCAUAUAAUGCAUAGAGGAAAGAUUUGUAAUUGUAUUACAGAAAGUCAUUUAAACCUUAAUUUGCUACUUAUAUCAUUAUGAGAAGUGAUUUACUGGUACGCAAGGUAAUCACUCCAAACCGUGCUUGUUAGAGGUAUAAAAUGCAGUGCUUUACAUAAUAAUGUACUCAGUACAUCGUUUCCCACCACGCGUAUGAACAUUCAACUUCAUCGACCAAUCCUCAUCAAACAUUGCCAAGCCUAGGAAGACUGUUGUAGGGCAAACUUGAUUUGACGAUUCUCACGCUAACUGUUUUUAAAUCAAUGUCAAGUUUCUGUCUCAACGUUCUUAGAACUUCUCACGGUCAAUGCAACUUGUGUUCAGUAUCAGUGUUUUAAUUGUGUUAAUUCUUUCAUUCUUUUUUGCAUUGCUUAAUAUAUAGAAUUUUUUCAAUUUUUUCUCGAUAAGAAAUGGUAUUCUAAAUAGUGAGUCCACGCAUUUUCUUGUUUUUUUUUGCAUUGAAAUAUUUUGGUUUUACCUCAUUUUUGUUAUUGUUUGGCUUUUGGUGUAAGGUUAGGUACGUAAACGUAUAAAUUAGUCAGACUUUUAUUGACCUUGGAGGGUUACUAUAUCCUUCACAUGAAACCUUUAAACUUGUGCUUAUUUCUGUUUUAGUAGUCGAUGAUGAAUUAUUGUAUAAAUUAUAAAUAUAGCUUCAAGUUUGGUAAUGUUCUUAAUUGCCAAAAAAAUGGAGUAUUUGUUAUUUCUUGUUAUCUCAAUUAUAAGAUUGUUUAUCUUACAGUAGCAUUGUUUAGAUUGAUUGUCAAUCCACUUUGUUUCAUAUUUACAUUUCAUCCUUGUUAUAUGUAAAUAAGCUAUAGAGCUAUUUUUAUAUAAAACAAAUCUAGCAUAUACUUCCUAUAUAAAGGCUGUAUUGUUUGCCCAGUAAAUGGGGACACAAUAUAACACAUGCUAGAAUGAUCUAGGUCAUUUUAUUGUUCUAAUAAAAGAUUUCUUAAUGUGAAA